UAAGCCAAUUUCCACGUGCCAAGUGGUACGAAUCCUCGUACGUUCUCUCAACGACGGCAGCUUUGUUCGGAUGAUCGAAUCCCCUUGAAAAUCUCUCCCACAGAAUAGGUAGGUGUCCAAGACAAUCGAAAUCUCCAGAGAGCCCAAGAGCCCAAACACUCACUCUUUUCUGGGCCUGUCCCUGAUCUGGCCUGCGCAAGCUUGUUCCUUCCCAGUGCAUCUCGAUCCCUUUCGUCUGGAGCGCUUAGAUUCUGCAUCUGCGGGUGAUCCUCCCGAUCGCCAACCGGAGCUUCGGAAAUCCGAGAUAUUUUCUCUCAACGCGAUAUAGAAAUCAAUUGUAAACCAUGGGAUUCGUGGUCACGAGCCUGAUUUUUACGGUGAUUGGGAUUCUUGCGUCCCUCUGCACCAGAGUUCUCUGCAACAGCGGACCAUCCACGAAUUUGUUCCUCAUCACAUUGGUUAUUACAGCUACAGUCUGCUGUUGGAUGAUGUGGGCAAUUGUAUAUCUUGCGCAGAUGAAACCUCUCAUUGUCCCAAUUCUGAGUGACGGGGAAUGAAGUGCUUCCCGCUUGACUAGUGUUGUAGGUGAUGCACCGGCUACUGUAUUACAUAUUUUUAGGCACAAGGACCAUUCAAUAUUUCCUUGGACGAGUAUGUAAAUAAUGUUGGCAGAUCCUCUGUUGAGUUCACAUGGAUUGACUGCCUGAAUAUCUCAGCCUCGAUGUGUUUAUAUGUUCAUAUGAUAUUGAUGCAACUUUACCCGUAUGUAAGAAGAAUAAAUACAGAUGUUGUACCCAUUAACCACGCAGAAGUGUUAUGUCCCUUUUUACCA
This is a messenger RNA of Syzygium oleosum, 832 nucleotides long. RefSeq names its product V-type proton ATPase subunit e1-like. The transcript is spliced from 4 exons. NCBI's taxonomy places the organism in Eukaryota, Viridiplantae, Streptophyta, Magnoliopsida, Myrtales, Myrtaceae. Gene Ontology annotation, cellular component: proton-transporting V-type ATPase, V0 domain. Gene Ontology annotation, biological process: proton transmembrane transport. The record is from RefSeq and is a predicted model, not a curated record. Bases 345 to 557 code for a protein of 70 amino acids. Gene Ontology annotation, molecular function: proton-transporting ATPase activity, rotational mechanism.